Messenger RNA from Dromaius novaehollandiae (emu), 11463 nucleotides. RefSeq names its product matrix metallopeptidase 23B (gene MMP23B). The coding region runs from base 2397 to 3599 and encodes 400 amino acids. The transcript has 8 exons. Gene Ontology annotation, cellular component: extracellular matrix. Lineage: Eukaryota; Metazoa; Chordata; Aves; Casuariiformes; Dromaiidae. Gene Ontology annotation, biological process: proteolysis; extracellular matrix organization; collagen catabolic process. The record is from RefSeq and is a predicted model, not a curated record. Gene Ontology annotation, molecular function: metalloendopeptidase activity; zinc ion binding.
GUGUAUUUCACAAAAACUUUUGUUUCCUUUACAUUGAGAUAAAGGAAACUCUCAGGUUCCUCAGGCUAUGUGGUUGUAUGAGUUGUCAAUUCAUGUUUUAAAUUCAGGUCCCUGGAGUCAUCUUCAGAAACAGUAAGACACUAACUGGGUGCUUGGAAGACCUUUAGGUUCCUGCUCUGCAAGAUUUGAUGCCUGAUCUCAAGCAAGUCUUUUAUCCUACACAGUGCUAUGCAUCUCAACCUGUAAGAUGCAGGUAAUAGCACUGCCCUGCCUUUGAGGCUGAUGUGAGGAUAAAUGCUCUGAGAGACUGUGAGACGCUCAGAUACUCUGGUAAAGAGGAGAGGGUGUCCAUACAAGUGCGUAAGAUAACUGAAAUCUUUUUCAAACACUGAUGACUCUUAGAAGCCCUGUGAAGGGCAGAUGCACUUAAUGCUGGUGUGCAGUUGCACAGCUGAAACUUAAUGUUCUUACAGGAGUGCAUUUGCUAGCAGUUUUUUUCCUUCUGUGCCAGUACUACUUUAGUGGAAAAGAGCUCUUGGCCAAAGUUUUCGAUCCCCAUUCCAAGGCAGGUUUUUAUUUCAAGACUCCCCUUCUCAAUCAGUCUUUCUGUAAAUGUGUUCUUGUCUACAGACUGACAGCAACUUUUUCAAGUGACUUAAGACAUUGCUAAGUGUAAUAAUGUAUUGUUGCUUGGUUCUCAUUUUAUGCUAUGGUCUACAGCUUAAACCACAAAUGGAGGUGGGUUUGCAAUAGUCUUUGGAGCUCUGAACAAAGCAGUUGUUCAGAGUGCCUGUGCCUCAUGUUUCAUUCUGCCAACUGUGUUACUGGGGAAGGAGGCCUAACUGUCUAUACAAAGUUGCUGCUAACAGCUAAGAUAGUAGCUCAUCUCAAACUACUGUAGCUGACCGCUUUGGUCUAUAGGAGUUAGAGCCCUGUCUCCUUGCUUCCUGUUCUUUCUCUUCCUCCUAGUUCCAGUUUCCCUUUGUAGUUCUACCAUAGCUUGCUCCCAUGUUACUCCUUAUUCUGUUUCCUCUAGUAUCACUGAACAAUUUCUGCUGCACUUUCUCCCAUCUCUGUGGGAAGCACAUUGUUUCUGCUGGGGGAGCUUGGUGAAAAUUGAAAAAGAAAAGCAUUUGUGAAAUUAUAUAGAGACUCUUUAGUCAUAUUUAUUUUGAGCUGUUUAAAAACUCCAUGCAAGCUUUAGUCUGAAAUGCAGGAAACUUCCAAAGUGUCAUAAACUUCUUUAUGAACUAGGAAAAAAAAAUUCAAGUGAGUCCAUUUUUCAUUAUUUGAGGUGCAAGAAGUUUCUGAUUUUCGAAGGCUUCAAAUAUCUGUUAGGAAUGUUUCCUACUAACUGGUAACAUAGCUAACCCCUCUUUGUUAUUUGCUUGUGAAAUUAGGGGAUUGCAUAAAGUUCCUUUUUCUUUGUCUGGUCAAAGCUGUUUAGCUUAGGGCACUGCAGCCCAACAGCACUGGGAUCCAGCACUCAGCAGCCAGACAGAAAAGUCCAGCCAGUUCUGAAGACCUCAGAAUUUCUGUGUAAGCUUUUUAAAAAGCCCUGAAUGACUUCAAGUCCACAGCUGGAGAUGCCUAAUUGCUUAAGCUAAGCUGACCACUUUCCUUCUCCAAAUCAGUCUUUUUGGGGUGCUCAAGCUGAGGUACCCAAAAUCAGCAUGAUUCUGAAAAUACUUGUCUUUCUCAGCAUGAUAACCCUGUACUGGGUAGCCCCCAAGUACACAUGGAAUUUGCAGGAGUCGCUUGCCAAGUUUCAUGGAGGAGGGAGCUGAUUUGUACUUUUAUCUGAGCUUGUAAAUUCCCUGACCAAAGUCUCCUGAACAGAGAAGCUUUGCCUGUUCUAGCACAGCAUCUCAUUUUUCAUUCUACUCCCGAAGACAGCCUUCUGACAAAUGACAGCUCUUCAAGCAUUAAGCAUCCCUACAUGAAUACAUGAUACAGCGUUCCGAGGGCAUGAUGCUGGCUUCUGGAUUCCUUUUUCUGCCCCCUCCUCCAACUUUUUCAUUACAUAAAGCUGACAACUGCAGAUUUGUCCUCUGUUGAUAUACAGCCAGUUAAAGAAAGGAAUUCAUGUCCCUCCCAGCUUGUUUCACUUUGCUGUUUUUUUUCUCCGCCAGCCCAAAUUUCAGCUCCAGUAAUACGAUACCACUUGGCAGCGGUUAAGAGAAUCUUUGGCACAUUGGAAAGAGGCUUAAUGUAAAGUCUCCUUUUUUUAAAAGAGCUUUUUGAAACUCUAGCGUUUCAGCACAACUUUGACAGUAACUGCAGGACUCCUCACAAAUGCUCCAGAUGCAACUGUGAGCAAAAGGAUUACCAAUGCCUUCUGUGAAGUGAAUGUCUUAGCAUCUCUCAUCUCUCUCUAAAAAGCAUUAAAGAACGAUAUGGAUCCAAUAGAACAAUUUUCUGCAAACAGAAAGAAGAGCUUCCUCUCAGUUGACAAGAAAAAAACCAAUGGUUAUAGAUCUAUUGUGGGAUUUUUAUGCAUAUUCCCUGUGGUGGCUUUGUUGGCUAUCGUGGGAGACCCAGCUGGAGCUGCAGCUCAAAAAAAUCAGGAAGAUGCUACAUCACCUGGUCUUUAUGGAGUGAGUGCCUCUGCUUUGCACAGUCCAACUUUCCCACCUUGGCCUCCAGCACGGAGAAAACGAUACACAAUCACACCAGGGCACUUGAAAUGGGACCACUUCAACCUGACAUACAAAAUCCUGUCCUUCCCAAGAAACCUCAUAAAUGCCAGUGACACACGCAAGGGAUUAGCAGCUGCGUUCCGCAUGUGGAGUGAAGUUUCACCAUUCAGCUUCAGAGAAGUGCCACGCCACAUAGCUAGUGAUUUGAAAAUAGGCUUCUACUCUAUCAAUCACACAGACUGUCUGGAAUCUCUCAUUCACCACUGCUUUGAUGGAACAACGGGCGAGCUUGCCCAUGCCUUCUUUCCACCCAAUGGGGAAAUCCAUUUUGAUGACCAUGAAUAUUGGAUAUUGGGGAAUACCCGGUUCAGCUGGAAAAAAGGUGUUUGGCUUACAGAUCUGGUACAUGUAGCAGCUCAUGAAAUAGGACAUGCCCUAGGACUUAUGCACUCCCUGAACCCCAAUGCCCUCAUGCACAUCAAUGCCACUUUGACUGGAAAAAAGACCAUCUCUCAAGAUGAAGUCUGGGGAAUUCACAGACUUUAUGGAUGUAAAGACAGAUUAUUUAUGUGCCCAUCAUGGGCACGAAAAGGUUUCUGUGAGAAACGCAGGAAGUUGAUGAAAAAACACUGUCCAUCCACCUGUGACUUCUGCUAUGAAUUCCCGUUUCCAGCAAUCCCCUCUACUUUGCCCCCACCAAGAACAAAAACCAAGACUGUUUCUGAAGGCAGGAAUGUCACCUUCCGCUGCGGACAGAAGAUCAUUCAUAAAAAAGGCAAAGUUUACUGGUAUAAAGAUAAGGAGCUUCUGGAAUACUCAUAUCCAGGUUACUUAUCCUUAAAUGAUGAUCACAUGAGCAUCAUUGCAAAUGCGAUUAAUGAAGGAACUUACACUUGUAUAGUAAAGAAAAAAGAAAGAAUCUUGACCACUUAUUCCUGGAGGAUCAGACUGAGGCACUAACAAGGGCCCUGGAAUAAGAACUUCAAUUAUUGCUAGUUCUGUUUCAAAUUCAAAAAUUUUCUUUAGCAUUUUAUAUUUAAUCUGCAGCAGUGCAAUCGAAUUUUUAAAUCAGCUGCUUCCAUAGCUUGGGCAAGAGAGACUGGGACUUUUUUUUUGGAAAAAAAGCUUUUUCAAGUUACUUUUAAUGGUUAAGAAUUUAUCAAGCAUGUCCUGUACAGACACAUAAUUAAAAAAUAAUAAAAAAAAUUCAAGGGUCAGAUUUUGCAGUUAAAUGACCCAGGUCACUGCAGACUGCUGAAAAACAAGAACAAAACCCCUCGUCGGAUAAAUAGAUCAACAGAUUGAUGGCUCAACUAUGUUGCAAUGGAAUCCGAGGUAUUGUGGAAGAAAAACAACCAGUUAAUACUCAGUAAGUGUUCUGCUGUCAUUUUUUUUUAGAUCCUAAUAAGUAUCAUUAAAAGGGCUUUAAAUAUAUAUAUAUAUAUAUAUAUAUAUAUAUAUAUAUAUAUAUAUAUAUAUAUAUAUAAAAUUAUUUUUCUUUUACUCGAUGGAAGGAGGAUGUAGGGCCACAAUAAGCCUUUUCUAAUUACUCCAUUCCAUAUUUCUACAUGUUCAGUUACUUAAGCAGCCACAGAACAUCUUUUUUCCCCUGCUUUCCUGUCAUAUGCAUUUAUUACUUGCGUCAUCUUAGCACAAUAUACUAUUUACCUUCAUCUGCAGUGCCUCGUAACUUGUCCUUUAGGUGUCUGAUCAGUAAAUCUCUGGACUCCUUCCUUCUGUAGAGAUAAGAUCAUUUCUAUCACUAUCCCCCCACCACCAUCAUCCCCAGAUAAGGUAAAUAUGCCAUGUCAGACAAGAAAAUGGCAGUAGUAUUAGUGGGCAAAACCAAGUCCACUUAAAUGUCUGUAGUAGUGGAGCACUCAUUUUCAUAGUCAGCAUCCCCUGACAGUCAUUAUAUUUAAUGAGAAGUACUCAAAAGAAAGGUAGAACAAUUUAUCCUUAAGUCCUUUUCAGUUUGCAUAAUGCCAUUUGGCUGUAAUGGAACUAAGCUACUUUAGCACUACUUGAACAGCUGCCUCAGAAACUAGUCUAGACAAGCCUUAGUAUGUCACUGCAGAAUCUGUAAACUCAUUUGGAGAUAGAUGCAUCCCUGCCUCCAGACUAUGUCUUUCAUGACUCAAGAGAUAGGAAGGGCAUCAUCAGUGCAAAGGGAGGUUCUGGCCCAGACAACAGUUUCAUUCAGUCCAGUUUUUAAAUGACUCAAGAAUUGAGCUUUCCACUGCCUCUCUUAGCUAUACCACAGUCAAACAGAUCUUGCUGUUAAGACAUCUUUUCCCAAUGUUAAAGCAGCCUAAAUUACCCUUUGCUCAGUUUCAUCCCUUUUCAGUAGUCCUCUUAACCUCUUGCAAUAUGUUCCUCCCUACUUACAAACACCAGCAAAACUGCUAAGCAUCUCGCAAUGCAGUAAGAGACAGCAGUCUAGGAAGACCUGUAUUAGAGCAGAACGGCUCUAUCAGUAAAACUGUGCACUGUCCCAGGACAGCAAAAUUGCAAGAGAAAAGAGAGAAACUAAGAACAACAGUGUUCUGCUGGUACAAUUGCAAUGGUGGUAGUUUUACUGGCAGACAUUUAGCACAAACUCUGCCCAUCUUCAUUUAACAGAACAGAGCUAUAUCACAUCAAUCUGAGCAGCUCCUUCCAAGGCAGCUCUAUCUUUGGAAUUUGGAGAAGAGAAACAAGAACAAUCGACUGAUCAUCUUAGCCGUCAAUAACUAUCACAAGAGGAUGUCAACACUUCAGCUGCAAAGAGGCUUAAUCUCUGGGCAGAACCAAAGUCCUUCAUCUCGCUUCUCACUACAGUUUAACACUGUUUUUUAGACAUAGCAUUUCAGAUAAACAAGUUUCAUACCACUUUUCUGAAUCCUGUUUUAUUAAUGUUGCAAUCUGCCAAUUACCUUUGUAGCUUUCUCCAACUGUCUGAUGCUUCUGGCAGGCACUGUCAGGCAAAAGUGGAAGCAGAGGCAGAAGCAGGGUAAGCACUGUUUGCUAUGGACCUGCUUUGCCACAAACAUCCUGUAAGAAGUUAGCCACCUUCAAAGACUGGUUGUUGACCUGAAGGCAGGUGGAACAAACCAAGGAAACGUUGCAGGCUUAAGACACCAGGCCACUACCCAGUGCUGCCCUUCCACCAGAAUGCCAUUCAUACAAAAGGCAUGGCACAGCACUCAGUAUUCAAAUCUGCUCUCAGGUCUGCAGUUUCAAGGCUACAUGAUCACCCAACAGAAUCUUCAAGAAACAAAAGGCUUGAAUUCCUGUAAAUAAGCCAACAAAAGAUUAAGCCUUCCCUCUUCCCAUACACAGGAACCCUCAAUGUUAAAGAAUCAUUAAAUGUUAAUGUCAAAGCUUCCAUUUUGAAAUACAGAUUUGCUGGUAUGGAAAACACUUCACAGAUUUGGAGAUAUAUCCUCAAGGUAAGCAACAAAGCUUGCUUUAUCUUUGAUUAUAAUUUGAUUUUAUAAAAAUAAAACCUGAAAUAAAUCAACAGCAAAAUAAGUACCUAAACUGCAAAAAUCCUGCGAUGCCACCAUACUCUCAUGCAGUGGAAUUUCCACUUUGGUCUAAAUGAUAUACUUCUGCGAUUCUUCCACACCGCUGAAAUCAGUUGUUUAAACAGGCAUGAUUUCAAACUAAAUAAAUACUGUAAUACUGCUCCUGGUGAAACUGACUUUAACAUAUUUUCUGCCCUCAUUUGCCCUUGCAUAACGUGCAUAUGAUUAAAAAAACCAAACACCUCCCCUAUCAAUGUCAAAAGUCCAGAUUUACAUUAGCCUACCUUGGAAAGAAUGCCUUCCAAUUGUAUAUGAAAGGCCUGCUUAAAAAAGUUAAAUAUCGAUAGUAAUUGCUGGUAAAGUACAAUUAUCCUUUAAGUAUUUUUAUCCCCUUUCGCUUCUCACAUAUUUAUUUAGUAUGAAUAAAUAAACUUAGGCUUCUACUUUACCAUCACAUUUAGCUAAGCAUACAGGGUAGUAAAAAGUUUAAAAAUGCAUCUUUUGUAUGGACAAUUACAGUCAGGAUCAUAAACUGCAAGAACUCUGUGCAAAAAUACACAUUUGAGCCACAAAAAAAAGCUGAGAUGUGGCAACUGAACAAUGCUGCUCUACUGAGGAAGAGCUGAUAUUCCCCAUCUAUGAAGAAAAUUGGAAUUACACAUACCUCUUAGAAUCACAUCAAACUCCUACUAUAAUACAGCAGUAGGGUUCGUUGUUUUUGCCUUUUUUAAAACUAAAAACAUCCAACUUUUAGAUAAAUAAUCCUUUCUUUUUGUCAGGGAAUCAGACCUUCCAUAAGUGAUGCCCCCAUUGGCUGCAACAAUGCCAAGGAAGUUAGAAAGAAAAUAAUGUCACAGAGUGCAAGAUGCACAACAGACCUUGAAACAAAAUAUACAGUCACAUUUUUAAUCCUUUACAGUUUAUCACAGGCCAUGCCAAAAUGGUUCUUCUGUGCUGCUGUCUCUGGAAUGCAGCAGAGAAACUGCUUUUCCAUAGGUUAUUGAUCUCUGCAUAUAAUCAUCAUGGAGGAAUCUCACAAAAAUCAUGCAUACUUCAGUAACAGACCAGUAAUACAACUGUUUCUCCUCCAGUAUCAGGAAAUCAGGCCUAAAGAGAAAAUAGCUCUGUCUUCCUUCACAGAAACAUUCUUUUUCAAAAUUUACAAUUUUAGUAUAUCUAAAUUCCAGUUUCAAGGCCCUUAUGUCCAGUAAAAUCUCUUAAAAUGCACUGAAGUCAGUGGACUAUUUAUCAUUUUUACUGGACUGGUGCCCAAGUCUGACUACAUGAAUACAUGUCUGACUACAUGCAAUAUUUUGCAGCAUUUUCCAAAUCUUCCUGUCCCAGAAAAGAAUGAUAGCAUUAUAAAUUGAGACACCCAUAAGACUGUGACAUUCCAACAUGAUUCCUCUUGUGAGAAGGAAUUUAAAUAGGGCAUUAUAUUAUACAGUCAGUACAAAUAAUCUCUUUUCUUUUUUUUUAAUGGAAAAAUGGGAUAUUUAAAAGAACUUCUAUAGGAAAUAAAGUUUUAAGUCUCCAUAAUAAAUCUUUUUUGAUUUAUAAAACAAUAUAUUAGUUCUUUUGCACCAGUACCGUUGUAAAUACAUGUAUGUGACAACUCAAACAGUGAAGUGGUCAGCCCACUAGCGCACUCAAAAAAAGUUGUCAGUGACUAUCAAGCACAGACUAGCCUCUGCAAGGCACAGAACAGGAGAGAAACCUCAGAAGUGGCUUGAUUUCUUGCCCAAACAACUACCUUCAGCCACAUAAAACUUACAAGAAAAGUUGUUUUGCCUGGGCUGAUGAUAUGCUAUAGUAGUUUAAGCAGCAGAUAGGGAAACAGAGAGAAAAAAUAAAAAGUCUGUCAGAAGUUUCCACUCUAGAAGACUCAAUGCCACCAACAUCCAAGUUUUCUGCAUGUGAAGAAAUGAAAUCCUUCACACUGUUAAACAAUUAAAAAUGUAUUUUAAUUCUACAAAUUUACAAGCAAAAAUACCCCUAAAAACAACACAAAAAAACUGUUCCAGGAUUGUACUUCAAGUUUUCCUUUGUCACAUUUUGUAACGAUCCUUGGCUUUUCAGGUUAAUUCCAGUCCUCUAAAUGGAAUGCAGCAGUUACUUACACUCCGCACCCAGCAAGAGCCUUUGAAUCUGUGAUGACAUUUGCUUUUUUUCUGUAAAAAGCAUCUAGUCUCCCUGAUGUGAAGAACAGAACUGGGGGCACUCAAAAAUCCACUCACAUGAACAGUUUUGGGGGUUUUUUUGUUUGUUUCUUCAUGGUGAGUUUAAAACUUGAGGCUGAAACCAGGUCCUGCAGCAGAUGCUCCCUGAUUUGUGGUGGUCAGAUGAAAACCUGUGUCUUUCAGAUCAUCAUCACCCUGUGAAAACCAAACACAAUUCAGUUAUCAGCAAGUGUCCAUGCACAUGUAUUCCUUUCUCCAACACAAAAAGUAAAGCCAAAAAAAUCAAAGUAUCCUUAGAAGAGAAACAAACAUUUGAUUUAGUGGCAUCAUAGCUAAUUUCGAUGCAGUGUUAUUCAUGUUAUUUAAACACUGCUUUUUUGUUGUCUUCUCUAAGGGAUCUCAAAAUCUGUUCCUAGUUUGUACACCUACUUUUGACCAAGAAUGUUAAUGAUGAAAAAAGGUUGUGAACACACUGGGUAAACCAAUAUAGUCAGCAUCUAAUGAAACACACUGUUUACCCUCCACUUCACUUUUUAUAUCCUCAAAAAGCAAGGCUAUACAAACUUUUAGGCUACUCCAUCUGAAAGCUGGGCAAAAUAAAUGUACUGUGCUAUCCCAUUUAUGCUGAGUCAUAGAACUGUUAAUGAGAAGUUGAUAUAAUUAAGGCACCUGAGACAGUAACAUGCCAUACUUAGAAGGGCAUCUUUUUCAGCCAGGUUUUUUUCAACCUAGGAAUGCAAAUGGAAAGAACAUCAGUCUUGCCUUUUACAGAUUUUUCUCUAAUACUGGAAAAAGCUGAAAGUUUCCAUCCACAAGGCAUAUGCAACUUGCCAGACUUAGGAUUUGAAAAAAAAACCAAACAAAAAAAGCCUUGCAGCUUUGAAAACUUAGCUGGAAGUGUAAAACUGCGCACUUUCAAAACAAAAAUUGUUCUAAGACAAGGCAUCACUCCUCUCUCUGAUUAUAUAUUGCAAUGAUGAUUCUGUGAAUACAACAGUAGUUGGAUCAGCCGCUUGAGAAAGAACAGAGCGAAAGCUGGACUUCUAUAGUCUCUUUUUUGUGCAAGUAGGGGUGAGUCUAAUGAUUCCAAGCCCCAUAAGACUAACAGAAUCCAAUCUACAUCAACUUUUCCAAAAGCAGGACCUGGAUAUGGAUGAGGACAGCAGAAAAGUCUAUGCCCAACUUUCUCGAGCCACUAUACUUACCAAUUGACUAUAUCCAAGGCCUCCCUCGGGUGGUCGUGGGCUAGUGCCACGUUUCACCCUUUGUUGUUCACUUUUUGCUGGCCACGUGGGAAACAUGGAGGGGUCAAUAGGAAGGGGAGUCUCUCGGAAAUACUCAUGCUUCAAACCAUCUUCAGCAGUGAUUCUUCUAGCUGGGUAGUACGUCAAAAACCUGAGGAGAAUUUAGGAAGGCAAUGAAGUAGAGAAGAAGAGAGACACACGGGCAGAAAGAACAAAAACCUUAGCCCAAAAGUAUAAGUUCUUCAGAAAUGCAAUUUAAAAUUCUCUGAUUUUUAAUAAGGAAUUUUAUUAAUGAGUACUAUUGGUGACAAAUAAGCUAUCUAACAUAGCUACCCGAUUUUAAAAGCAGGCUUCCUACAUGAACCUAUAAUUAAUGGAACUGCAGCAUGAAUACCAAAAGUAGGUUUUACAGACACCUGUUCUUUCAGGUUUAAAUCAUUACAUAACUCAGAGCCUAGGGUUAGUCAGAUAUAGCUUGAAAGGGAACUAAGAUGGUUUAGUUAAACACUUUUACAAUACCGCUUUGUUUUUUACGGAAGAGUGCAUAGAUACACCACAUAUAAUACUGUCAUAUAAUGUAAUUUGACUAUGUAGCUUGUGGUCGUCUAUUUUAAAACUUCCCCAAUGCGGAAACAUGUUUUACUAUAUUGUUCAUCCUCUUCAACAGUAUAUGGUCCUGAUUAUGCAAAUACUUAUAACCAAAAUUUGGACAUGCAAUUAGUUCCACUGACUUCAGUACACUUACUCGUGUGCUUCUGCAAGUUCAAGGUCCAUAAACAUACAGCAUGUUAUCAUUCUUAUCCAAAAUAAUAAGGACAUAAUGCUGUCAUAGCCAAAGCAAUUAAGAAGUAGAUGACACUUAUCUGAUACUCAUCUUUAUUAAAACAAGCUGUGCUUGGACAUUCUGUAAGGUUAUCUAACUUUCAAGAAAUUAUUCAUGACUCAUUCAAAAAGCAGAGCAUUGUUUGUUUGUUUGUUUGUUUUAAAUUACAUUGAAUGGGUCAACAGAUACAUCUCAAAAAUGUGUAGUUAAGAAUAAAGACAUGUUCUCAAUAGGAUUUGGAAUCAGACCAAACUUUUCCACCAGUCCAUGGCAUGAAACUUAAAGGGAAUAUUAGGGGAAGGCAGAGAAGAUGAUCUCUGAAGCCACUGUUGACCUCUUAGAAACAACUAUGAAAAGGCAUUGGGGCCCACCAGCAGAAGUAAUUACAAGGACCGGCAGAACGUCAGAUGUGAUAGAACUCAUGAACUCUGAAAACCUAGGAGAAAUUAAGAUUGGUAUUUUCCUAAUUCUUUAAUAUGAUCUCUAGAAUGUACUGCUUUUUUUCCUUUUUUAAUUCAGUCAUACAUAAUUUCAUUGUUUUAACAAGAUCCAUCAGCAGACUGCACAAUGGCUGACUCAUCAUGUAAGUAAAUAUGACAUAAGCAAUCUAAAAUUACUACUAAAAUGCUGUUCUAUUCUUCUAGGGUAUCAGUGUGCAAGAAUAACCUUGGACUGAGGUAACAGCAGGUGUUAAAGACUGCAGUGCGCUGAACAAAGGUGUUGGGAGAAUGAUGAGCAGCAUUGCAAGGAAAUGUCACAGACGAAUCUGAAAUCCAUCAGCAUGUUUUGACAAGAAGUUAAAUUCACUGAAAUAUCAUGCUUCAGUCAUUCUCCACAAUUACCAUGGCAUGUGAACGCAUUUUCCUAGGGAUCCCCUGGAAGAUAGCACUUACUUGUUCAUCAGAUCAAACCCCUGAUCAGAGAGGAGUGCUCCGAACCUCUUACGCAGAUUGUUAUAGGGAUACUCUGUGAAUGUCAUCUUCUUUACAGCUGGCAGCUCGUUGUAACCAGGCCAGAUUUUUUCACUUGGAGUACCCAGGUCCUAUAAAUUAAAAUAUCCUGACUGCA